This is a messenger RNA of Ostreococcus tauri, 4257 nucleotides long. RefSeq names its product Aminotransferase, class-II, pyridoxal-phosphate binding site. The coding region runs from base 1 to 4257 and encodes 1418 amino acids. Gene Ontology annotation, cellular component: serine palmitoyltransferase complex. Gene Ontology annotation, molecular function: pyridoxal phosphate binding; serine C-palmitoyltransferase activity. Lineage: Eukaryota; Viridiplantae; Chlorophyta; Mamiellophyceae; Mamiellales; Bathycoccaceae. Gene Ontology annotation, biological process: ceramide biosynthetic process; sphingosine biosynthetic process. The record is from RefSeq and is a predicted model, not a curated record. The transcript has a single exon.
AUGGAGUACGCGGAGUACAAGGCGGACAGUAAGAACUUUGUGCUGAAGAAUCGGUCGGCGUACCGCGUGUUCGGACACACGGCGGCGACAUUGUCACAGUACUGCGUGUACGUCGCCGAGGGCGUGGCGAAGAACACGUACAACGCCUUGCGAGGGAUCAAGGACUGGCGGACGGAUGACGAGAACGGGGAGAAGAAUGACCUCGCGCCGCUAAGCGCGGGGAAAGCGAAGGACUUUUUCUACAUCGCGAACAUGUACGGGAACAUCGAGGACACGUUUAACCGACCGAUUUACUCGAGUCCCGAGGACUUUAUCGAUGUCGCAAUCCGCGCGCCAGAGCACAGCAGAGGAUAUUUCGCUCGUCUUCAGGCGACGCCAGAGUCGCGAAGGUGCCUGAACUUGGGUAGCUACAACUAUCUUGGAUUUGGGGGGGUGAAUGAGACCUGCACGCCGGUCGUUGAGCGCUCGCUAUCGGAGCAUCCGGUGACCACCGGGUCACCUGCGGCGGAGCUUGGGCGCGACUCGAAUCUGCGUGCAGUGGAGGAACUCGUGGCUAGAUUCGUAGGCAAGGAAGAUGCGUGCGUGGUGGGAAUGGGUUUCGCGACGAAUAGUACAGUGAUUCCGGCGCUGUGUUCCAAGGGUGAUCUGAUCAUUUCCGACGCCCUGAACCAUGCGUCCAUCGUCGAAGGAGCUCGACUCAGUGGAGCAAAGAUCAAGCCGUUCAAGCACCAGUGCGUCGGUGACUUGGAACUCAUCCUGCAAGAUGCUGUUUUAGGAGGGUACAACUACAAUAAGAUCGUCGUCAUCGUCGAAGGUAUUUACUCUAUGGAAGGGGAGCUUUGCAACCUGAAGCCGAUCGUUGAGGUGGCUAAAAUGUACGGAGCGCACGUAUAUUUGGAUGAGGCACACUCCAUAGGUGCCAUCGGUGCGACGGGACGUGGCGUCACAGAGGAGCUCGGCGUAGACACGAAAGACAUCACGGUUAUGAUGGGUACAUUUACGAAAUCGUUUGGCGCCGCUGGUGGUUACGUCGCGGGUGAUAAGGAGCUGGUUGAGGCAGUGAAGCGCUUCUCUCUUGGUUACACAGAGGCGGUAUCCAUGGCGCCAGCGGUUUGUGCACAAGUUCUCGCUUCGUUCCGCAUGAUAACGGGAGAGGAUGGAACUGACAUUGGCAAGCAAAAACUGACGGCUUUGCGAGAAAACUCGAAAUUUUUCCGCGAAGGUUUGGAGAACCUCGGUUUGGAAGUUCUCGGGCACCAUCCGUCACCGAUCAUGCCCGUCAUGUUGUAUCAGCCAUACAAGAUUGGCGAUUUCUCGCGACUCGCUUUCAAUCGUGGCUUAGCUGUUGUCGUCGUCGGUUCACCAGCGACACCAAUCACGCAGCCGCGUGUGAGAUUCUGCAUAUCCGCCGCUCACAAACGAGAUGAUUUGGAGAAAGCACUGCAUGACAUUUCAGACAUCUCCGACGAGCUCUGCCUGAAGUUCAAAAAGUACCCGCCAAACAGAUUUUUCCCCGGAUCAAUCGUGGUAGAGGAGGAGCGAGCACGAAAGGAGAGCCAGAAACGAGUCGCGCAGGCGCUCAAAAUAAGAGAAAAGGCUCUGGCUUCGGCUUCGCGCCUUCAUUGGGCACCAGUGAGUGUCGGGAGCAAGGUGAACGAGGAGAUGAAGCUCGAAGACGAAAAGGUGGCACAGUACGCAAAGGCUGAGCUCAGGGAUUCUUAUGACAUGGUGCUCAGCUCACAGGACUUCUUGGAUCUGACACACGAUAAAACGAUGAGAUCGCAGUGCGCUGAAACGAUUCAUCGUUACGGCCUUGGAUCUUGUUCACCGCGCGGUUUCUAUGGCACAUUCCGACCACACAUGGACUUGGAGGAAAAGAUUGCGAAGUUUCUUGGAGUCGGUGAAGCCGUGCUGUACUCUUUUGGAGUGUGCACCGCGUCAAGUGUUAUUCAAGCGCUCGCGUCGAAAAUGGAUGUUGCGGUCGUCGAUCGAGGCGUUGGACCCAGCAUCAUCGCUGGCUUGCGCUUGGCAAAGCUUGAAGUUCGAUGGUACGAUCACGCCGAUGCUGCAGAUGCUGCUCGUGUGUUCGCUCAGAUCGAAACCGAAGAUGGUGCGACUUCCGCGAGAUUGACGCGACCGGUCAGGCGACGAUGGCUGAUCACUGAAGCUUGCUUCAGCUCGACUGGACGAUGCGCGCCUCUGCGAGAACUUGUCGCUUUGAAGGAUCAUCACCACGCACGCAUGAUUCUUGACGAGUCUUUUUCAUUCGGAGCCAUGGGAGAGACUGGACGGGGAUUGAUCGAGCAUGUUGGUUUGGGCAGUGGCUCCGUGGAUGUUAUUUGCGCUAGUUUGGAGAACUCGUGCGCCUCUGUUGGUGGUUUCGUGGCUGGUGAUACUGGUGUGGUGGCGUAUCAACGCCUGAUGGGAAGCGGUUACGUGUUCUCCGCUUCGUUACCACCGUAUCUGGCCACGGCUUCGUGCCAUGCCAUUAGCCGUAUCGAAGCCGAACCGGCCAUGCUUGAUAAACUGCGCGACAGUGCGCGGCGCAUUCGCAGUGCACUGGUGAGUGGAGAAAUUCCGGGUAUGACGACUGAGGCCGACACGGACUCACCUGUCAUCCCAGUCAAGCUUUCGGCGGGCGUCGGCAGCGGUGACGAAACCAUGCUUUUGCAUCAAAUUGCCGCGCGCAUGAGAAGUAAGGGCUUUGGAAUUUGUGUGGCGCGAGUGAGCCCGGUUAUUUUGCCCUCUCACCGUUCACCACCUGCUCUUCGAAUGUGCGCACACGCGAACUUUUCAUCUGACAAGAUUGACAACAUGCUCGCGGUCCUUCGUGAAGCUGCUUUGGAUAUUCUGCCUCAACACGCUUUAGCGUCACCUAUGCCACAAAAGCGAAUGUCAGUCGAUCAUCAAGUGAAACUGUCUCCCCGGUCGCUUUUCAUCGCUCAGUCGUAUGCUCCAUCGGUGCCAGGCGAAGAAAAAGCUAUGCGUAGCAACGAGCUUGAGGCCAUUAGGAAGAAAUUACUCGUAGAAGAAGAAGCCGAAGAAACGAAGGCUUGGAAGCUGUCGCUUUUGGACAACGAUAUCGACGAAGAACCGAAGAGUCUUUCGGUUCCUCUUCUCGUCGCGCUGCUGUGGUGCCACAACUUGUUCCGUCGCUACAUCAUCGGGCAAAUCAAUAUCACGAAGCACUUGGUUCCAAAUAUUCUCACCAAGGUUGGGCUUCACCCAGAUCAAGUCGGGACGAUCGGAAGAACCUUUCACGUCACUUCGAUGUGGCUAGGUAGUCGUAAUUUCUAUUAUUUGGUGCUUCCUAUCGUUGUGUGGACCGUCGACAGCAGCUAUGCGCAGUUGAUGAUGAUCUUGUACUGCAUGAGCUGUGCCUACGGUUGCUUGACAAAGGGCACGAUGAGCACGCAAAGCUCAAGUAAGCGACCGGUGAACAGCGCGCUUGGUGCCUUGGAUCCGCAUAAGGUGUACGCUUGGCCGUCCAUCGCCGGUAUGAAUGCAGCAGCCAUGCCCUUCUACAUGCUUCGUUGGCGUUACGGUAGCGUGCCGCUGUGGGACAUGGAGAAUCCUUACAUGGUCAUUGCACACUACUCCAUUGGAUUCGCAUACAUGCUAGCGAUCGUAAUGAGUCGAUUAGCAGUUGGUGAAACCCCAGCGAACAUGCAGGGAGGUGUUGUCUUAGGUGCAGUUGGGUUGAGACUUGUUUUGCCUUUCACCGAGUGGUGCAACACAGGUCUCAAGGCGGGAACAGUAAUGACAGUGCAAGGCGCUGCCUUCCUCGGUUUGACCGCUGCUGGUAUUCUUCUUUUCCCUGUUCCCUUGAACAGUCGAGGACAAGUUCUCGCGGGUGCGCAGACGUGCUACCGUCGUAUGUGGAGGACCCUGUUUUACAUGCUCUCAUUUUACAUGGGAUCGAUCUGGCGCAACAAGCCGCACCCAACAAAGCUUCCGAAGACGACACAAGGAUGGAUCACCGUGAUCGCCGUGAAGGCAUUCAUCGGCCACUUCUUUCUUUUCCUCACGGUGUACGUCUUCGGUUCGCUCGCGAAGAUUGCUUUCGAGAACGCUCUGCGUAUUUACGUGCGAGAGAUCAAACCGCGCAUCCAGCAACCCGGACAAAAGAGUGGCUCUGUCGGCACCGUGCACAUGCGCCGAGCCGCGCUUUACUUCGUCGAGCUCGCCCAGGACGUCACCGCUGGUCUCACCACCGCGUACGCGGUUCCCAGAAUUUUCGACACGCUCGCCAUUUAA